CAGGGGGCUACAGGGAAAGGAGGCAGAAGGAAGCGGGCCAGCGGCGCGCGCUGGCGCCGAAAUGGGAGAAAGGAGCGAGUGAGAGGGAGGGGCGCGGAGCGAGCGCAGUGGCGCCGAGUUGCCCCUGGGCUGGGGUGCUCGCGGCCGUCGUGCAUGGCAGGCCCAGCGCAGUGAUCCCCGCGGCGCGAGAAAGCGGCGCGCAGCUCGCACGAGUCCCGGGCCGAUGUCCCAGGUGAGUGGCCAGCGCCCCCCUCACUGCGACGCGCCCCAUGGAGCCCCCAGCGCAGCCCCCGGCCCAGCUCAGACCCUAUCCCUCCGGCCUGGGCUGGAGGUAGUGACAGGAUCCGCUCAACCUGCGGAGUCAGCGCUAGAGGAGGGCUCCCUGGAGGAGGCGGCACCCUUGAUGCCCCAAAGCAAUGGCCCUGGGGCCUCCCAGGCCCUGGACAGCACUGACCUCGACAUCCCCACAGAAGCUGUGACACAUGUUUCCAAUCAAUCACCUGGCACACGAAGGGCAAAAGCAGCAGGGGGCUUGGCAGGGGCCGAGGUGAUGCUUAACUGCUUCCCUGCUGCCCCUCCACCCCCAACUGCCACUGCUCUUGCCAAAAUCCCAAGACCCCAAGAGCAGGAGAGUGGAUUUCACGUCGGGCCAGCCUCAGGGGAACCCCUUGGGCUGCCCCCCACUAGUGGCGAAUGGCUCUGGCCACCCCUCGGAGCUGGGCGGCACCAGGCGGACAGGGAACGGUGCCCUGGGUGGCCCCAAGGCCCACCGGAAGUUGCAGACACACCCAUCUCUAGCCAGCCAAGGCAGCAAGAAAAGCAAGGGCAGCACCAAGUCUGCUGCCUCCCAGAUCCCUCUCCAGGCGCAGGAAGACUGCUGCGUCCACUGCAUCCUGUCCUGCCUGUUCUGCGAGUUCCUGACGCUGUGCAACAUCGUCCUGGACUGCGCCACGUGCGGCUCCUGCAGCUCCGAGGACUCGUGCCUCUGCUGCUGCUGCUGCGGCUCCGGCGAGUGCGCCGACUGCGACCUGCCCUGCGACCUGGACUGCGGCAUCCUGGACGCCUGCUGCGAGUCGGCCGACUGCCUGGAGAUCUGCAUGGAGUGCUGUGGGCUUUGCUUCUCCUCCUGACCCGCGGUGCCCCCGGCUGUCACACGAGGCUGGACCGCCCCCUCCCCCGGGCCUCUCCCACCCUCCCCGAGCCCUCUCAGAACCCCAGCCCGGUGAGAGGGCGGUGCUGGUCCUCCUUGCUGGUUUCCCUGGACAACAGCACCUAAGACCUGGGGGGAGGGGGGACCGUUCCUGGCUCAGCUGCCAGGGCUGCAGAACACUGUGAAAGUUGGGGGAGGGGGCCGGGACAUGGGGGAGGCUGGGGUGCUGGGGCUGUGCGCUUUUCUACCUCUCACUGCCCCUGUGCCUGCCUCCCCCCUCCCCUGCCCCCAGGCUUAGAGGACAACAAAAUGUGAAAAGAGACGCCCCACCUGACCUCAGCUAAGCCCCUCCCCGGUCUCCCCUCCUGUGGGGCCUGACCCAUACAGUGACCCCAGAGGGCAGGGCUGGGCUUGGGCCCAGGGUGGGGUGGGAGGGGG
This is a messenger RNA of Lagenorhynchus albirostris (white-beaked dolphin), 1588 nucleotides long. It is a transcript of the gene MDFI, whose product is annotated as MyoD family inhibitor. Lineage: Eukaryota; Metazoa; Chordata; Mammalia; Artiodactyla; Delphinidae. The transcript has 6 exons. The record is from RefSeq and is a predicted model, not a curated record. The coding region runs from base 224 to 1276 and encodes 350 amino acids.